Eptesicus fuscus (big brown bat) is the source of this 1888-nucleotide messenger RNA. It is a transcript of the gene C16H2orf81, whose product is annotated as chromosome 16 C2orf81 homolog. The record is from RefSeq and is a predicted model, not a curated record. Lineage: Eukaryota; Metazoa; Chordata; Mammalia; Chiroptera; Vespertilionidae. The transcript has 4 exons. Bases 48 to 1814 code for a protein of 588 amino acids.
UUAGGCGGCGGCGGCCGCCGCGGCGCAGGCCGAAGGCAGAGGCAGCGAUGGCACACGAAAGCACGAGGCAGGCCCGAGAUCGCGGGGCGACCAGAUCCAAGGCGGAAAAGGCACGGCCGCCCACUGUGCCAGUGCCGCAGGUGGACAUCGUUCCUGGGCGGCUUACUGAGGCUGAGUGGAUGAUGCUCACGAUGGUGGAGGAGGGCGAGGACGUGGUGGGGGACAUCUUGGCAGAUUUGCUGGGGCGUGUCAUGGACUCCGCCUUCAAAGUCUACUUGACCCAGCAGUGCAUCCCAUUCACCAUCAGCCAGGCUCGGGAGGCCAUGCUGCAGAUCAUCGAGUGGCGUUUCCUGGCUCGAGAUGAGGGAGAGUCUGCAGUGGCUGAGGACCCCACCUGGGGAGAGGAUGAGGAGCCCUUGGCAUGCACAACGGAUGCCUGGGCUCAGGGAUCUGUGCCCCUGAUGCAUGCACCAGCCUCAGUGGAGCUGGAGGACUCCUUCCAAAGCGAAGACCAAGGGAGCGUAGACCAGAUUUCUGUAGGAAGAUCGUUGAUGGAUGGAGGCUCUGAGGAGCAGGUGGAAUCCUCCAAGCCAAGAGACACCCUCAGCCCUCCACCCACCCCAGAGCUGUUUCAGGAGGCAGGCCCCAGGGAUCCUUUAGAAGAAUUGGAAGACCAGGAAGGAGGCUACCCAUCUUCGGCAGGGUCCAGGAACCUGAGCCUCCAACAGCUGUCAGAAUCUGUGGAGCAAGUGAUGGAGAGAGUUCCCUCUGGGAGUCCCCACCCUUCUCUGGAGCUGUCCCUGGUAGCCAGCUCCCAGGAAUCGGCAGAGAGCACACGGCCCCUCAGCUCCCAAUUCUCAGUAGAGGACCUCUAUUUCCCGCCUGCUAUUGGGGAUGUAAGCGAGCAGGUGCUCAAGAAGGAUGAGAUGCCCCACACAGCCUUGGACUCCAUCAUACUCAGCCCCUCCGAAUCCUUCCAGCAGCCUUGGUGCUUGGACUCAAAGCUGAGUACACUUCCGCAUAAGGUGGGCCGCAAGGCCUCGGUGCUGCCGAGCCAAUGGGUAUGCCCAGUAGUUGAGGUUGUGGAUCCAGACUCCGAGGUACAACCCCUGGAAAUCUACCGCAGGCGCCCCCGGGUCAAGAAGACAGAGGCGCCGGCCAGACGCCAAGCUACUGGCUCCAGCUUCCGAGCAUCCCGAGCAGAUUUCUGCCCUCUCCCUCCCAGCGGUCCUUUCCCUGCCUUGCGCCCUGGUCCCCAACUUCCCCCUUUAAGCUUUGGCCCAUCAUUGCCAGGCUCCCAGUCAAAGGGGCUCUUACCCGGCCCAGAGAGCCGCUUUCUUGAAAGGCACCGGGGGUUCUCCCAGGUGGCCCGCAGCCCCAGCCCCUGCACUUGGCCAGGUGCAAAGUGGCCUAGGGGCUGGGAAGGGGAGGCGGAGUUGCUGGAAGAGCUGUGGGCCGCCCGGACCCAUGUACCUCCGCAGGAACCCCAGGACCAGGAGGGCCAGGAUCCUCAAAGGUGCUCUUACCUUGAACCCCGAAUCCUCAAGGCCACAUCCCAGGUCAUGUGGCAGCCAGUGUUGCUGCCGGAAGCCUUGAAGCUGGCUCCUGGUGUGAGCAUGUGGAACCCAACCACACAGGUGCUGCUCAGGUCUGGCGCACCCCAGCAGGAGGACAGAAAAGGCUGGACCUCUCCUCCCACUGAGUUGCAACCCAUCCAGACAGAAGCCCACGUGACCAGGGCACAGCUAAUGAAGAAAUCCACCUCCAAUGUGUGGUCACUUCCCUCCAAGAUCCUGCCCCAUUCUGAGCCCUGAACCUCAGCCAGUGGGAAUCCUAUCUUCCUUCUGUCUGCUUGCCAAAAAUAAACACCUGGGUUGCCUUAAGAAUU